Ipomoea triloba (trilobed morning glory) is the source of this 1926-nucleotide messenger RNA. Its product is annotated as beta-amylase 1, chloroplastic-like. The coding region runs from base 149 to 1795 and encodes 548 amino acids. Gene Ontology annotation, biological process: polysaccharide catabolic process. The record is from RefSeq and is a predicted model, not a curated record. The transcript has 4 exons. Lineage: Eukaryota; Viridiplantae; Streptophyta; Magnoliopsida; Solanales; Convolvulaceae. Gene Ontology annotation, molecular function: beta-amylase activity.
GUCAUAUCAGUUUACCAUUUUUAGCUCCUAUUAAGCUUAAAACUAGCAGACUUAUCCGUACAUUUUAUCUAAUUUUCCUACUAUUUCGGUAAGACUGUUUUACAAUUUUUGUCUGGAAAUUGUAAAUAUUUGUGGAAUUUUUUCCCCCAUGAGUUUGGCACACCAAAUUGGUUUUAUUUCUGGAACGCCACUAGAGGUCCGAACGGAAAGUGUUACCCGAGAGGCGCCGGCGAAGGCGGCGAAGACGGCGGCGGUGUCGAUUUCACCAUUGUGGAGGAGGACGGCAGGUGAGGCGAGAAAUCUCCGGAUUUCGGUUCAGAAUCUGGCGGCGAAGGCGGUGCUGAGAGGCGGCAUUCCGGCGGAUCUGGCGGUGGAGAGGGAGGAUCAUAAGAUGGGGAGCCGCAGCAGAGGCGUGCCGGUGUUCGUGAUGAUGCCGUUGGAUUCGGUGAAGAUGGACCACACGAUGAACCGGAAGAAGGCGAUGAACGUGAGCCUACAGGCGCUGAAGAGCGCCGGAGUGGAGGGGAUAAUGGUGGACGUGUGGUGGGGGCUGGUGGAGAAGGACUCCCCUCGAGAAUACAACUGGGCCGGCUACUCGGAGCUCUUGGAAAUGGCGAAGAAACACGGCCUCAAAGUACAGGCCGUUAUGUCCUUCCACCAAUGCGGCGGAAACGUCGGCGAUUCCUGCAACAUUCCUCUUCCAAGGUGGGUGACUGAGGAGAUAAACAAGGACCAAGACCUUGCUUAUACUGAUCAAUGGGGGAGGAGGAAUUACGAGUAUGUAUCACUUUCUGUUGACACCCUUCCUGUCCUAAAGGGAAGGACUCCUGUUCAGUGUUAUUCAGAUUUCAUGGUGGCUUUCAGGGAUGAAUUUCACCACUUGCUAGGUGAAACCAUAGUUGAAAUUCAAGUUGGAAUGGGUCCUGCAGGAGAGCUCCGGUACCCCUCCUAUCCAGAGCAAAAUGGGACAUGGAAGUUCCCUGGAAUUGGAGCUUUUCAGUGCUUUGAUAAGUACAUGGUGAGGAGCUUGAAGGGUGCAGCAGAGGCUGCAGGCCACCCUGAAUGGGGUCACUCAGGUCCAACAGAUGCUGGGGAAUACAACAGUUGGCCUGAAGACACAAACUUUUUCCGGAGAGAAGGCGGCGGCUGGAACAGCCCUUAUGGUGAAUUUUUCCUGUCCUGGUAUUCCCAAAUGCUUUUGGACCACGGCGAGAGGAUUUUGCAGCCAGCCAAAUCAACUUUUGAGGGCUACAAGGAUGUUAAAAUAUCAGUCAAGGUUGCCGGCAUCCAUUGGCACUAUGGCACCCGGGCGCACGCCCCCGAACUCACGGCCGGGUACUACAACACCCGGUCCCGAGACGGAUACCUCCCCAUCGCCCAAAUGCUGGUCCGACACGGCACCAUCUUCAACUUCACCUGCGUCGAGAUGAGAGACCACGAGCAGCCACAGCACGCGCAAUGUGCGCCCGAGAAGCUCGUUAAGCAGGUCGUGCUAGCCACCCGAGAAGCCCGGGUUCCCCUCGCUGGGGAGAAUGCAUUGCCUCGGUUCGAUGGCUCUGCGCUCGAACAGAUAGUGAAAGCUGCAGCACCGAAAUUUGGCGAUGGCACGAAAAUGUGUGCGUUUACUUACUUGAGAAUGAACCCGGAGUUGUUCCAGGCUCGGAACUGGAUACAGUUUGUGGGGUUUGUGAAGAAGAUGAAGGAAGGGGAGCAGAGAAGAGAGUGCGAGGCUGAGCAUUUUGUGCAUUCAAAUGAAUCAAAUCCUCCAUUGGUGCAAGAAGCUCUCGGGCAUUAAGAGCCUCCCGAGGAUGGCAGCGUAUAUAUUAUUGUUAGUUUUACCACAUGAUUAUUUUAGAUUUAAACUUUAGUUUUCAAUUCAAUGUUAGUUGAAAUGAAAAGUAAAUUACCAUCCCAUCCAUAGUAAAA